CCCGUAUCGUCCAUGUUCAUGCUGCCUCCACCACUGUUAGAUUCACUGUUGUAACUGUGCUCCAGGGCGUCUAGGUUACGAGCCAGAUCAGACAAAUCGGGUGCGGUGAACUGAACCGAUCGCGGAAGUGGAUUUUUAGUGCAAUCACGCAAUCUAGGCCUGGACUUACGGAGAAGCGAGUUUAGCGCAUGCUGUGCGCAAAGCAUGGAUCCCUCCUGCUGUCUCUCAUGGUAUAUGAGAGGUGAGAGUCUAUCGAGGCCCACCAUGACAGAUGAGAGCACUGCCAACAACCCGGCAGCAGACAGCGCUGAGACUCCUAAAAGCAAUCGCUAUGUGGAUUAUGUAAUGGCUGUCUUCGACGCACUCUCUCCGUUACAGUUUCAUCAUACAGCCGAGCCAGGAGCUUAUGAUGCUGCGGAGCCACGUUGGGACCACGCUUUCCCAGGCGUUCUCAGCUUUGUUCUUCCUUGCGACCAUCUUGGAUGUCGCAGCUCAAGGACAUGGAGCACCGUUCGAUUGCGAGCCAAUUGUCGACGGCGUCAGAUACGAUUUGACCGGUUUGAAGGGCUUGCAGGUCGUGCAAUGGGAAGUCGAGUCACCGCCGAGCAAGUUCAUAGACGAGCUGAGGUUUGAUCUGUGCGAGAUGCUGCUUUCAGUGGGGGGAAGAUCGACUGAGGACCAGUGUCCGUCCGGUACGGUUGCCUGUCUCACGAAGAUAAACAGAAAGGGCGGGCAGGGCACAGACAGAAUAACAGCUGUGGUACCCUCUUCGGAAGGCCUGUCUAUAGUAUUACAUGGCCUCCCUUAUCCAAGCUCUUCCCCAGACUCGGUGCCUCAAUCUCUCAGGAUUCAUCUUGCAUGUGCAGAAAGUACCUCACAUCCACUGCUUGCAUCUUAUGAACAUGGACAAGCAACCGUGGAGUGGAGCUCUCGUUGCGCGUGUAAGGCUCACCAAGGACAACCACCAUCCCGAGAGGAUGAAAAACAGGGUGGCAACGAGGAAAAUCCUGAUGACGUACCUAUAGAACACAUCGGGAGUGGUUUAGGCUUUUUCUUCUUGAUGCUUCUGUUCGCUUUCGGUGCCUACAUCGCUUUAGGCGUCUACUACAACUAUUCAGCCUAUGGCGCCCGUGGGUUGGACUUGAUUCCACAUCGAGACUUCUGGAGAGAAGUACCUUACAUGCUACAGGAUGUUGUUCACCACCUAUGUUCGAAUGUUCGACCGCGGCAUUCCGGCCGCAGGGGUUAUGUUGCUGUCUGAUCCAUCGUUGGGUGUUAUGGGUGUACAUAGGGUGUGUUGGACAAUGGCUUUGGACCAUUCUAUGGACCAUUCUACGGACUUGGCUUAGGUACCUCCUGUCCGCCAUGUAGUUACCCGUAAGUAACUUGUGUUGUGAUGCUGUCGGCCUACUGGAGCCACCGGCUAAUUUGAUGUUUGAGCCUCGUG
This is a messenger RNA of Pisolithus orientalis, 1447 nucleotides long. Its product is annotated as autophagy-related protein 27. NCBI's taxonomy places the organism in Eukaryota, Fungi, Basidiomycota, Agaricomycetes, Boletales, Pisolithaceae. The record is from RefSeq and is a predicted model, not a curated record. The transcript is spliced from 6 exons. The coding region runs from base 407 to 1261 and encodes 284 amino acids.